UGCGUUCGUGUACAGCCGCAGUCCGGCCGUUUUUUUCUGUCCCCGUGUGAAACAAAAAGUGCGCACUGUGGCCGAUGGUAUUUUUUAUUUUAUUGUUUUCCUAACGUGUCGUGUUAGUUUGUGUCUUAUGGAAUGUGUCUCCUCGUGUGGUGUUUGUUUUAAUGUAAAUUCAUUGCCUGGAUGCCGGUCGAACUGGAUCUUGUUUUGUGUGUGUGUGUGUGUGGAAAACGUAAGUCAAUUGGAAUUUGGCAGGAGUUUUCCAACUAGACUUUUUCAUUGUUUUGGUUUGGAAUCGCAAGCGAUAGGAACGUGCUCUAGCGUCUGGCCGCGCAAGUUUCAUCUUUAAAUCGACCAAAAAAAUAUAUAAAUCAAUCAGCACUUGCCCAGAGAGCCAAUCAGAAGAAGAAACGUACGAUGAUGGAUACCAACAUGGCUAGCAGUAACAACAAUAACAGCCGUCAAGUGAUUCUCGAAGGCGGACUACCGUGGGGCUUCCGGAUUCAGGGCGGGUCCGACACGGGCGUCCAGCUACGCAUCGCUCGCGUGAAUCCUGGGAGUAAAGCGGCGCUGCAAGGCAUCCGGGAAGGCGACGUGAUUACGUCGAUGAACGGCCAACCGACGGAACAAGUCACCAACAGUCAAGCUCACGCACUGCUCAAAGAAGCCGGACCGACACUCCGUCUCGGUUUGAAACAGGGGUCCACUUUAACGAAGAGGCUCUUCAAAUCAUCGAGUGGAGCUUCGGUUUCAUCGGCCGGAGACGUCAGCUCUGACAACGCCCCACCCAAGGAUCAACAAACAAUUGCAGGUAACGGCGGCGUAGCCGCUCAGUCGACGUCUGCCAGUCACAACAGUAGCAACAACGGCGCAGUCCCAUCGUCGUCUUCGGCAUCCACCAGCGCAACUCACAAGCCAACGUCGCUAACCAAAUCAGACGAAGAUCGGCUGCAACAGCCGGAAGAUAUUGCUCCGGAACGGCCAGCGCGAAGUCCGAAGAACAAGCGGCCCGGUGGUAAAUGUAGUAGUGGUAGUAGUAGUAGAGCUACGGCCAUCAUCAACAGCAACAACAACAACAACAGUGGAGUUGAAGAAAGUGAAGAGGAUAACGUCGAAUGUUCGUCUGUCCGCAUUCCGGCCGCAAUCAAAUCACCGACUUCAGCGCCGACGGACGAUCCGCUCGAAGGCAUUCAUUCCAUUUUGUCUGAAAUGGAAAGAGAAAUCCGACACACGGGGGCCAUCGAUCCGCAGCAAGAGGCCAUGGUGGCCCGUCUUCCGGACGGAGCGUCGGUCGAGCCGCGCAUCGGCGGAUUGACGAUCGAAGAAUUCAUUCACUUUCUGGCGCUGCUGGAACGCGUCAAAGAACAACAUCUGGACGCGAAAGAAUCGGAUGAAGAUCCAGCUCGAUCCAGCCCCAACGCUCUUCCGGCGGAACGAACGAGCCCGUACGACAAUAUAAUCCGAUCGCUGGGGCCCGAUCAUCCUCUUUACUGCAAUGUGGCAACGUCGCCAAGGACGAGUCCGCCUUCCGACGAGGCCAGAUCGUCCGCAUCUUCGUCUCCGUGCUCGUCGGAUGAAGACGCUGGGCAAUUUCAGCUGCCGGACAAGCCCGGCAUUCCCGGAUUCUCGUUCCUCGAGCGGCUUUUCCUCCGCCGAUAUCUCCACGUCAUUCCGGAAGAGGCGGCCAGCGAUUGCGGCAGCCACAGCGCCCGGCUGAGUCGGGCCCUCAGCGGACUCUCAUCCGCUCUGAGUUAUUUAGAAGACGUCGACGACGAUCGAUUUUCUCACGAAUCCAUCGGAGAUGAGUAUCGAGAUUUCGCUUCCGGCGGAUCCUUAACGCCCGUAGCGCUUCCGCCGAUCACGAACGACGACGAAAUCGAUCCACUUCUAGUUGCUUUAGAACCGGAAUCGAAACGAACAGCGUCCGCCGCGGAAGGCGAGCCGAGCCGCGCGAACCCGCCGGAUGAAAAUUCCCCGCCGGAAUCGCCGAUUGAAGCGACAGUUACCCGACAUCCGUCUGAAGACGAAUUUUCGAUCGUGCUUGCCGUGCCCGUCAUGAUCGUCGAUUCCAGCGAUUACGAUGAGCCGGCGGAUUCGGCCGCCGAGGAUCGCGACUCUUUAACUUCGGCAGCGGCUCCCAGCCCGGCGGAAGAGGACGCGGAUCGUGCCACACGUUUCCCGCAAGUGCUGGAAGAGCUGAACGAAGCGGAAGAAAAGCCGACGGAAGGAUCGGUUGAAAUGGAUGCGAAAGAGAAUCAAAGCGAAGUGACUUCGUUGGCCGAUUAUUGCGAGCUGCUUGACGAAUCGGCGUUGCCACUCAGCGUCUUAAUGAUGCAGACGUCCGGCUGUUGCCGCGACGAUGAUGAAACGGGCCAGCGGGCGGAUUCAGAGCGCAACGAGUCGACGGACGGAUAUGGAUGUUCGUGUUCGCUCGGCUUCAGCGACGAUGACGACGUCAACAACGUGACAGUCGUAAGCGAUCAUCAACAGCUGGACGACGUGGCAACGUUGCAUGAUGUGGAAGGAGAUGGGCAAAAGACGGACGGCGGUGUCGAACGAGCCGAUGAAGUUGAUUGUUGCGGGGUGCCCGUUUUGAAGGAAUCGAUUAGCGAUGCGGAUGGAGAAACGACGGUGCUGGGUGGAACAUCGGUCGUGACGUUGAUUGACGCUAAAAUCGUCAGCGUUGAUUACGAACCGGUGCAGUUGAUUUGUUCCGGCGCUCGACUUUGUCACGUUCCCGCACCGACCGACACCCUGGAAGCGUUCCAGCACGACACGGUGGCCUCGCGCGCUGAAAAUAGACAAUUAGCGGGCGAUAAUCCAGCGGAACUCGAGGCCGAUAAGACGAUGGGGCAAGUGUCGGUUGAGCCAACUGACCCGAUCCAUUUUCAAGUGACGGGCGAUGUUGAGCUGCUGGAACGCCAAAUGACGUCGUUAGCUGGUAGUGAGGAUCCGGAAGCGAAUCCGCAUGGCGUUUGCAGUUCGACUGCGGAGAAACACGGACACGUUGUCGAUGAAAUGCGCAAGUUGUGGGAGAUGCGCUGCAAUGCGGAUGCAUCGGCCGGCCAGUGUCUCCCUGCCCAUCAUGAUGCGGAGCAAGAUGUGGCGUCGGCCGAUGAUGGAUCUGAUCAUUCGACGCCCGUUCCGGAAGAAGAAGAGGAAGAAGAUGGACGUUUAGCCGCGCCGGAAUGUUCGGCCGUGGCGAUGGAUUCGGUUCGCAUGAAAUCCAUUCAAGAAUUUCGGAUGCUUUGGUCUGGAUGGCCUCCGCCUCCUCCCCUUCCUCCUCCGCCCGAACAUUACGGCGCAUCCGAAACGGAAACGGGCUAUUCGACUGACGGAUCGGAGCCCUUCCGCCAACGGCGCAGGCGGGCAGCUCUUGCAGCCAAUGCCGUUCCGACCCCACCGCCGAGGCCAACGCCACCUAGGGACGAAAGCUUGUACCGCUCACGGACCGAGCCUUCCGUUUGUCACGACCGCCGUCCCGAACCUCCGCUGAGGUACCAGCCUUAUCCUCAGCGCUUCCAGCCUUUGUGCUACUACUCCGCACCGGAAGCGGAAGACGACGACGACGAUGAGCGAGUCAAAGCUCGUCUGCUGGCCGACUGGCUUGUUUUAGCCAAUAGGAAGCGGAGCCAGUCGCCUUGUAGCGGCACCUAUCGAUCGAUCCAGCGUUCCAAUUACAGCACGCUGACGUCGACGACGACGACGACCCGUGAAACAUCCGCCCGCGAGUCUGAAUCGGAAGCUUCGGACUACAAUGACCGGCACGAUUGCGCCACGGUGCGUCGCUACCGUAGCAGACUCCACAGAGAUGACGAAUCCCAUGGAUCUUCGUCAUCACUUCUGUCGACGCCCUAUCAAGCCAGCAGUCCGAAACCAGGUGUUUGGUCACCGGGCCAGCAGCAAAGCCCACCGGAACGGGACAACAACCACCAGCAGAGACAACAACAACAGCAACAACAACAACAGCCACCAUCAUCGAUUUCUUCCGGCAUACAACCGCCACCGCCGAUUUGGAUCCCGUCCAGCCAACAGCCCAGCCCCAAAUCAGAACGCAAAGAGUUCCGGCCAGUCCGUCUUGAAGCUCUGAAGAAACAGCCGUCUGCUUCUGCUGCUGCUGCUGCCCAACAGCAGCCUCAGCAGCGAGAGGCGGUGCAGAAACCGGCAGCGCCGACGAGUUUGCCACCUUUUGCCACCACCAGCACAUCCACGCCAGCAUCUCAGCCUUCCACUUCCACAACCACCUACUCCUCUUACUUGUACCCGUCCAGCUGGGACAGCCAGCGCCAGCAAAAUGCCACACCGUUCGGCAACAACAGCGCCAACAGCACGCCCAUAAACACGCCGGCCAGCGAGCACUCGGCUUUGACCAGCACUUCGACCAACUAUUCCGCUUUGUCGUGGGAUCGGAGAACGAACGGUGGCUCCACCUACAGCGGCGGUUCGGGUUCUACCACACCUACACCUUCGUUGCAGCCUUUGCAGCUGCCUGCGACAUCUUCGACGCCAACGAGUCACCUGCCCAAGGUGCCCAACCCUACUGUGACCCUCCUACAGAAAGCCAGAGAAGGACAGUUACCGAAAGGCGCAGCUUAUCUAGAAACACCCAAACUAGGCGAACGUUACGGAAAUCGUUUAGGUCAACCACCUCCGCCCCAGCAACUGUACCGUAGCCCUUACGAGCCAGUGUACAGCAUCCAGCGAGAGUAUAGCGUGCCGUCUUCAGCGGCUACCGCCACUUCAUCUGGCGGCGCUGUUGCACCGUCCAGCGGCGACGAAAAUAGCCAACAGCCGCCGUCGGCAUCGCAGCAAGAGACGCGCAAGUUUGUCGAUCUGACGGCUAACAAAUUCAGCGGCGUCGGCCCAGUCUCUCAGGAGGGCGUUCCUAUCGCUUUGCGCUCGGGUAUCAGAGAAGAAGAUCAUCAUCACUGGUACCGGCGUAUGUACGAGUCCUUGCACAGGACAGGAGGCCCAGGAGAUUACGUCACUGUGCGCUAUAAAACUGGUCGUGGUCGAGGUGGAGGAUAUCAGUCGGAGCCGGACCAGAACAAUCGCUACGAUUACGAUUCAGAUGCCGGGCGUUACGCUACGUUAGAUCGAAGACGUCAACGCAUCCACAACGACUCCGAAUCUAACGGCGGAUCACCUUCACGAAUAACGAAUCACGAAUCGGAAUCCUAUCGUUAUCAACCCGGCCGCAUUGAAGAUUACGAACCGGGAAUCCGAUCCUCAAUCACCCAACAGCAGCAGCCAACCAAACAGUCGCCUAAGAUCAGCAUCCCUAGCAAAUCGUUUACGAAUUUCGCUUUAAAAGAAUCCGGCUACGAAAGUGACUCUCAGCUAGUCUUCCGGCGGCGCCAUCCCAACGACUCAGCCGAAGCCGGUGGUGGGCAGGCGACGCCGGCGGCCGACCCGAACGAGCAGCGACUCUGGUACAGGGACAUCCAGCGUGGAGGCGAGGUGCCAUUGCACGGACUCCGCAAACAGCAGCCCGAUCGACCACAAGACGAUCCAGGUGAAUUAUUUCUUGCUGAUCGUCGGAUAAGCAACAGCGAAAAGAAGCGCAAAAGUGAUCCUUGGCGCUACAUCCGUUUCAAAUCGAAAUCCCCGACGCCGCCAUCGACGCAUCAGCGACGCAAACACAGAUUCCUGUCCGUUCCGGCUGUUUUGAACCGCUUGCAGAGCUGCAACAUGUUCCGCAGCGGAAGCAGCAAGAGACAGACUAACGCCACUGGCAGUCCGAGCGCGUCCGAGGAGCGGAAACAGAAGAACGCCGGAACGUCCACCGUGAAAACGACGGCAUCGGUCGGCACUUCGACGUCGUCCAAGGGCAAAACUUGGCGACGCAUUAAAUCCGGAAGCGGAUCAAGUGCAAGCGGUGCCAGCAAAAAAAUAUCCAAGCUCUCGGCGUCCAGCCCGAUCGACGGAGGUUUCGCCCAGCGUGAAGAAAGUGCCACGCCUUUACCGGAAGACAUUUCCGCCCUCCCGCAGGUUGUUGUCUAUCCAGCGACGGAACAGGAUUGCAAGCAAAUGGAGCCGUUGCCUCCGCCUCCGAUAGAAGAUAUGCUGGUUGAUAAUCCGCCGCUACCACCUCCGCCACCGAAGGUAGCGACGGAAGCGCCGGACGUCGCGCAGCGGAUGAUGCAGCAACGCGUUCCGUCCCGUCCAACGCUUCCGGCUUUUCCGGCCUUUCCGACCUUGUCUCCUCUUCAAUCGCGGCCGGCCAAGAAGAAAUCGGCGUCUGCCGGAAGUAAAUCGGAACCGGCUCUGAAUGUUUACCUGAACCACCGGCAGAUGGUGUCGCAAUCGAAAUUUCGGCGGAUGCAGGAGGAACAACAACCGGCCCAGGAAGAAACGCCGAAAAUGUCGCGCUACCAAAAACUGGCCCGCGACACCAAAAAUCUCGUCGCUAGAAUCUCCGGAGAAAUUCCCAGCACGGAGAAAAUCCGCCAAGCUCUUAAACUUCCGGCCGGUGGGACGACCAAUGGAAACGGCUCCAACGGCAAGACGCACUCAGAUGUAGACGUCACCGAUCCGGAAUUUAUUUGUGACGAACAGACGGCCGCCAUUUUGCUGGCCGAGUUGGAAGGCAAGUCGCAAUCGGAGCCACAGAAAGCCGAAAGCGGAAGCCAAGCGGAACCUGCGGCUCAUCCGCCUCAUCAGCCGGAGCAUCAAGACAAAGAACAAGAGAAGCAACAGCAGAAGCCCAAAGAACAAGAUGACGUUGGGGAACAUUAUCAUUACGUCGUUCCGCUCGAAACUCGGAUGGAUGACGGAGAUUGCCGCUCAUCCGCCGGAAGCCCGGAAUACAUCAAGACUCAGCGUUUCAGUCAGCUUCGCUCGUUGUACCGCAGUCUGGAGCGGCUCAACGAGCUUGAAAAAUUAGUGCCGACGGACGAGCUGAAUCAGUUGGCCAGCAGCGACGGCAUCAUCGAUUUCGAUUUGUGGCGCCGAUUGAGACAGCGCGAAAAAGCCCAGGAAGAGAUGCGCCAUUUGGCCACUUGGAUCCAGGCGGCUCAAAGGGAGGGCGAAUGCUAUUUCGGCACUUCGCCUCCGCCAAAAUGGCAACGCGGGGCCGAUCCGGGGCUCCGCAUCAAAGAGCAAUCUGUCCGCAUUUUAGCGGAUAAAUACAAGACGCUGGCGGAAGCGAAACGCUACGCCACACAAUCGCUUCCGAGGAAUUUCGCCCAGUGUCCUGACGGAAGCCGUGCGGAAUCACCUGUUUCGGCCGGACGUGUUAGCCGAUCCAGCCAGAGACGCAGUAGCUUAACUGGCCAGCAAAUGGCCAUUUUGAAAUCGCAACUCUCGCGCGUCUACUCGCCGCCCAGUCGCUAUGAAACCGUCGUUUCUCCGCAACGGCAGCCCAGGAAGCUUCCGGAAGCUUUGCUUAAUCCUAAGUUGUACGUCAGGAGCGUCUCAGAGUCCAGCCGUGACUAUACUCUUGCCCGGCUGGAACAGCGCCGCAAUCGACUGAUGGAAUCGCAAAAGGCGCUGUCGAUCGCCGGAGGCGGACGGUCCGUCGCCCGUUCUCAAUCCGCAUCGUCCCCCAAGCCGCCCAACAUUAGCGAAGCGGAGCGUCGCUCUUUGUCGAUGCGUCUCGGUGCCGAAGUGAAGGAGCGCUACAUGACGUCCAAACCGGCCGUCCAGCACCAGCAACAACCGCGUUCUACCAGAGCGGCCAUCCAGUACGUCCAGCAACUCAGCCAGCACAUGUCGAGGAAAUUGGCCGGAUCGCCCAGGAUGCUGUCCCCUAGUUCCCCGGGACCUUACCGCACGCACCAAUCCCGCAGUUCGUCUCGCGAAAGCUCGGCCAGCAGCCAGCAAGAUUACUUGCUGGUGCUGACACCUCGCGGACGGAAUAAAGCCGACGUGGAAUCGGCCGUGCAGGAAUGGGCCGACUCGACCAUGGUGGGCAAAACUCCUUCGCCGACGCCCGUCGUUCCGCAGCGCUCGAGUAGCCUCAACAUCCGGGCCGCCGGUUUGGAAGAAGAUUCGCACAGUUCCAACUCGUCCGUCCAGACGGUGAUCCAUCGCGACGUCCAGAAGAAAGUCGAUUUCUUCGAGAAAGUCAUCGCCGAUUCAGCUGGAGAUCCUUCCGAUUUGGCCAUCGUUCCAUUCCGGACGACUCAGAGCGUCAACGAUCUCCGCCGAUCCGCUUCGACGCUCGUCGGCCGUCGCCGGACGCGCUCCGUUAUCGUUCCGCAGAGGUCGCAGAGUUUAUCGCUCCAUCGGCCGGCAUCGGCGGCUUCUACUUACGGAUCGAUGACCGACGUUCGUCUCGGCCAGUUGAUGGACAGGGUCAAGUGUUUAUCGCCCAGCCCGUGCGGCCGUAGGUCAUCGCCCGGAAGCGUUUCGGGAGGCGGAUCGCAUUAUUUGAAUUUGGUGAAGAAAGGCGAUGUUGUCAAGAAGUGCCAGUACUUCAGUUCGCCGCGGGUGGACCAACAGAAUCAUCCGCCAGCCCAACAGCCGAAAACCGGGCAGAAACAAUCGCGACCCGUCACGCCGCAAUUAUCCAGCCGUUCAGUUCCGGAUUCGCUUCCGCUUUGGAGCGCCGCGGAAAAAUUUAACCGGAACAAGACGGUGAUCAAAGGUCAAGAGAUGGGCGACGUGAGUUUUAUGAAGCGCCGUUACGAGCAGGAGCCGCCGCGGAAUCGAUUCCGGAGCCAAUUCGGCUCGACUUCGACUCCGUCGCUGCAGGACGGCGGAACGAGCGGAAGUUUCAGCUGGAGCCGUCGCUUGGCGGCUGCCGCUAACAAGCGGGUCUCGUUCCCUAAUUUCUCUUCUCCGAGUCGGGCUGGAAGUCGAGCCGGAAGCGACACGGGAAGCCGAUCCGGUGGCAAGAAAUUGGAUUUCACUCGGGUCAAACCGACGUUGCUCUCUUCCGCACGUUUGGCUUUACGUCAAGCGCAAACGGCCGCCGAUCCGACGGCUCAUCAGCACAUCAUCGGCGGGAGAACAAGCCGACCGGUCACGCGCAGCUCAUCGGCUGGCGGUGGAUCUUAUUCCGACAUUCCGUCCACCGUGUCUUCCUUCAUUUUGCCCAGCAACAAUCACACGACCACCACGGCGGGAAACACCACAAGCAAAAUGACUGUGGCCAGUCCUGAUAUGAGCUUGAAAUCGACUUCGGAUCAAGGAUCAAUCCGCAGCCGCCGUUCCAUGUCCAGUCCGCUUCCGGCUAUUCCGGUAAGCGCUGCAUCCGCACCGGCUAAUGCGGCUGCAAGUGCGUCCGGCGUAAACGUCGUUAAACCGAAUGCGGAAUCAAGUGCUACUCAAAAAGAAUGCAACAGUGCCAAACCGCCGACAUCCGGCAAAGCGGUGACGGCCCAAUCACCAUCCGCACAAACGCCGGAGGGCGAUUACCAAGCAUUGGGUUCUUCCUCCUCGCACGCUGGCACUACUUUUGAUCCGUCGAUGCAUCAGCCCGUCUAUCGCUACACUCCGCCGCCUCCGCGGACCGGAGGCCGGCCCAACAAGAUCCAUUCCGUCUACGAUUUAUACGCGACUUAUCCCCGCCAACGAGCCGGUAUGCAGUCGCCAACUCGCCCUCCGCUUCCAGCCCAAUGGGCCCACUUAACCAGCCCCCGUAAGCCAGCCAGAUCUUCAAAUCCAGCAGGCGCAGCGCACAGGUUUGCCGAAUCGGAAGUGACCAUCCAUUACCGCAGUCCCAUCCGCAAUCUGCAGCAUAGCGGUCAACAACAGACGGACAUUGACGAGGAAGAAUUGAGGCAAAUGCAAGCUGAACACAUGAGGCGUGUUUACGAACAAGAGCGUCGUCGUAAAUACAUUCAGGAAUUAGAAGAUAUCGAAUCUCGGAGACAUAUGGAUAAUUUUACGCCACUGAUGAAAUCUCCUAUCCCAUUGAACCGUUACGAUGAUUUUAUGGAUGAUCAACCGGUGCCGCUUGGACGCCCCGGCAGCCAGAACCAUCAGCAGCGUGACAGGACUCCUGAACCUAAAAUAGUUGCUCGCGGUCUCUACAAUUUCGUGGCCCAAAACGCCAGGGAAUUAUCGUUUCAAAAGGGCGACAUCAUCUUCAUUCGGCGACAGAUUGACAAGAAUUGGUACGAGGGCGAACACAACGCAAUGGUCGGAAUUUUCCCCGUUAAUUACGUCGAAAUUAUACCUUACGACGGAGUGCGAUUGACGAACCGCAAACCCAGCGAAGGCAAAGGCCGAGUCAAGUUCAACUUUGUGGCUCAAACACCGAUUGAAUUGUCGCUCGUCAAGGGAGAACUGGUCAUCAUCACCAGACAGGUGGACGAACACUGGAUGGAAGGCCGCAUCGGUCAACGUCGUGGUAUAUUUCCCAUCAGCUAUGUCGAUAUUAUCCAGUCGUGUUCAACAUCCACAUCAACUCCUAGCGUCAAGACACCAACCACAGGUGGCAAUGCUCUUAUUACCAACGGAUCUCUCCGUUCCACUCAACAGUACCGUAACCAGCAACCGCAACACUUUUCGAUCCAACCGAAGAUGAGUCCGGCGAAUGCAACGUCUCAGCAUCAAUACCGAGCAGCUCCAGCACAGUAUAAUAAACCCAGUAGUUUGAUGGUUGACACACGCUCCGAUCCCGUCCUAUACCGAGCACUUUACACGUACGCACCGCAGAAUGAUGACGAGCUUGAACUGCAAGAGGGCGACAUGAUCUGCGUGCUGGAAAAGUGCGAUGACGGUUGGUACGUCGGCACCAGCCAACGAACCGGCCUCUUCGGUACCUUCCCGGGCAACUAUGUCGAACGCGUUUGAGACGGAUUCAAACACGACGCACGACAUAUUUGAAUGAAUCGAUUGCGUAAUUUAAAAGAUACGACAAGACACCCACCCACCUAUCUACAACACAUUUCGAGUCUCGAAAAACAUUGUUACGGUUAUACUGUUGUUUCAUCACCUAUAUAUUCUUAUUCUUUAUCUCAUUUACAAUUUGAUACAGCAACAGCGCCAAAGAAUCUCUCAUUUGCAUCAAAACGUGGAUCGCUACACUUUCAGUUGAUCGUAUUUGUUUCUGCUAUAAUAUUCAUGAGCUUUUAUUCGAUCAUUCUAUGCCAUCAUCUGUUUUUUUUGUUGUCUCAAAUAUUUUAACCUGUCCAUCGUCUUCCUACGUGAAGCUUUCUUAUCGUGAACAUUUUUUUUUUUUACAAAAUGAGUCAUCUGGAAGAAGAGUUUUUGCCACCGAACGAUUUGACAGCAAACAAAUGAAUGCAAACUUGUGAGUAUUGACCAGACAAAUGUCGCGGUUCUUCAUUAAUCAUCAGUCUCCUUGUUAAUGUGUUCGAAAAAGAAAAACUUCAAAUAGUUAGAAAAAUGCCAACGUUAGAGAGUGCCUUGGAUGGUGGAGACCAUUGUACACAACACAAACACACUCACCCGUUACGGCCAUCAUAACAGUUCCGACAUUUGUGUCACAUGGGGAAGAGAAACAUUUUGACCGUGUAAUGAUGCAUCACUCGUAUUAAUCGCAUUAAAAGCCUAUAAUCUUUUUUUUUCUUUAAAUCUUUUUAAAAAUCUACAUAGUAAAAAAUGUCAUUGAAAGUAUUUUUCUUUAUUUCUGCUGCUCGAAAAUUCUUUUUCCCUCUCAUUUUCUUUCGAAUGGUAUUCUUUUACAAUUAAUUACAUGAUUGUUACAUGGA
Molecule: messenger RNA, 11624 nt
Organism: Daphnia carinata
Lineage: Eukaryota; Metazoa; Arthropoda; Branchiopoda; Diplostraca; Daphniidae
Exons: 27
Coding region: 415-10743 (3442 amino acids)
Molecular function (GO): protein binding
Source: RefSeq, a predicted model, not a curated record